UGUUUCAUGUUUUUCCCCCAUGUCCUUCUUUUCACAUUCCUUCCCUUCUUAUUUUUUAAGUAUCGUAUUCUUGGCAACAGGCUCCUCCCCUUGCUCCGACUGGCCACGCCCUCAUGCGUCUGACGCACAUAAACAAAGCCGUCAGUCUGUCACACGCUGAGACGCUGGUGUUUGUGUGUGAAAUGGCGCACGCGGGGGUUUUUCUGGAACAUGACCAGUUUAACUGCUCGAUCUGUCUGGAUGUGCUGAAGGACCCGGUGACGGUUCCCUGCGGCCACAGCUACUGUAAAGCCUGCAUUAAAGGCUAUUGGGACCAGGACGACUACCUGGGUGUUUAUGGCUGCCCUCAGUGCAGGCAGAGCUUCACUCCGAGGCCCGUCCUGGGGAGGAACACGAUGCUGGCCGACGUGGUCGAAAAACUGAAACAGACCGCGAUCCGUGCAGCUUCUGCGCCGAAAGCCGAGCCGAGUGAAGCCGAGACGAGUGAAGCCGAGCCGGGGGAAGUGCCGUGCGACGUGUGCACGGGGAACCGCAGCCUAGCUGUCAGGUCUUGCCUGGUUUGCCUGGCGUCCUACUGCGAGGACCACCUGAAGCCGCACUACGAGUCUGCCGCUUUCCAGAAGCACAGGCUCACGGCUCCGACCUCCAGCCUGCAAGACAGCCUCUGUCCCCGCCAUGACAAGCUGCUGGAGGUCUUCUGUAAGACGGAGCAGCGGUGCAUCUGCUAUCUCUGUUUAACCGACGAGCACAAGGGCCAUGACACGGUUUUAGCCUCCACCGAGAUAAGCGAGAAAAAGGAUGCUCUGGCGGAAACACAAAGGAAAUUCCAGCAAAGAAUUGAGGAGCGAGAAAAAGAUUUGGAGGAGCUCAGGCGAGCCACUCAAUCGCUUACACGGUCGGCGAAGGCGGCCCUCGAGGAGAGCGAGCGCAUCUUCACCGAGCUGGUUUGCUCGAUCGAGCGGCGGCGUACGGAGGUGAAGGAGCUGAUCCGCGCCCAGGAGAGAGCGGCCACCAGCCAAGCCGAGCAGCUUCUCCGCCAGCUGGAGCAGGAGAUCGGCGAGCUGAAGAAACGAGACACCGAGUUAAGCCAGCUCGCUCAAAUCGAGAACCAGAUCUCCUUCUUGCAGAACUACGGAUCAGUGUGUGUCCAGCCGGUGUGUAUGGACGUUCCCUGCAUCACCGUGGACCCCGAUUUCGGUUGCGUGAUGAGCGCCUUGUCAGAGUUCCAAGCCCUGAUCGACGACGUGUGUCAAGGUGGAUUUGUGAAUAUUUCUGAAAAAGUCAGUGACGUUACCAUCAUUCAGAAUGCCAUCCCGAAAGCAGACUCCGAGUCGAACACAGUUCUCCAGACACCCCCAGUCUUUCAAGGGUUUUUUGGCCAAAGCACUUUUAAUGUUCCCAUGGCAUUCGGUGCUUUCACAAUAUCAUCACCAAAUGGCUGCAGAACGGCUCCUCGACUGAGACUCCAUCAGCGGAGAAGACGGCGAUAUGAAAACAAGAGUCUGAAUUGGAGAGUCCAGAUCAUGCAGUCUGAAUCAAGUCAGAGUUCAAAUCAAGUCAACAGGAAGUCUAAAAUCAAGAAGUCAAAAUGCGAAAACUUUGCACUGUGUUUCCCUUAUCUGUCACUGAAAAUGGCAGCCGCAGCUACUAUCUCAGUGGACGAGGACCAAUUCUGCUGCCCCGUUUGCUUGGAGGUGUUGAGGGAUCCGGUGACUAUCCCCUGUGGCCAUAGUUACUGCAUGGACUGUAUUAAAAGCUACUGGAAGAAAACUGAGCACAAGUCGGGAUACACCUGCCCUCAGUGCCGGAGAGGCUUCAGCCCGAGGCCUGCUCUGGCCAGGAACACGGUGCUGGCAGGUCUGGUGGAGAAGCUGCGAGAGAAGCUGAGGGACGCCGGGAUCCAGGAGGCUCCUCCGGUGGAGUGCGAUACAUGUCAGGGGAAAAAGCAGCGAGCCGUAAAGUCAUGCUUGAAGUGCCUGGGCUCGUAUUGCGAGACUCACCUCAAGCAGCACAAGACGCACAAACUAACAGACGCAACCAGGCAGCUGCAUAAGCGAGUGUGUAAUCGACACGGCCGGCUGUUCGAGCUGUACUGUCGCACAGAUCAGCAGCUCGUCUGCACACUCUGCGUGACAGACGGACACGCCGGACAUCACACGUUGCCAGCCGUCGAGGAGAGGACCGAAAAACAGAGGCAGUUAGAAGAGGCCUUGAGGAAAUCGAAACAAAGGAGCAAGGAGAAAGAGAAGGAGCUCCGGAAUAUCAUGAAAUACCUCAAGCGCUCAGCACAGGCCGUGGAGGAAGACAGCGAGAAAAUCUGCACCAAGCUGCUGCGCUCUAUUGAGAGGAAACACGGAGAGGUGAAGGAGCUGCUCAGAGCUGAAGAGCGAGCCGCACUGGCCCAAGCUGAGGGACUCCUCGAGAGCCUGGACCAACAGGCUGAAGAUACCAAAAGGAAGGAAGCUGAGCUGGAGCUACUCUCAGGCACUGAUGAUCACAUCCACUUCCUGUUGAAAUGCAAACCCCUAUUGGUUCCUGCUGAUCCUGACGAGCUUCCGGAUGUCGACGUCCAUCCGUACUUCUCGCUGAUGGUCCUGAGAAAAGCCAUUACAGAGCUGAGAGCACGAGUGAAUGACGUGUGUGACAGGGAGUUAGCAAGGAUCUCAGAUUUAAUUAAAGAUGACCAGAGUCUGCCAGCUAAAAGCCCCACUCCUGAAACCAUUUCUCCUGUGAGAAGUGUGGACCAGGGACAAAGUGAGCCGAGGUCAAGAGCCGACUUUUUGCAGUUGUGCUGUGAGGUGACACUGGACCCAAACACUGCCAACUCCUUCCUCUGCCUUUCAGAGGGAAACCGAAAGGUCAGCACCUGCUACGAUUCCCAGCACUACCCGGACCAUAAGGAGAGGUUCAGCAGCUGGGCUCAGGUGCUGGCCAGGGAGGCCAUCUCCACACGCCGUUACUGGGAGGUGGAGUGGAGCGGCAGCGGUGGGAUUGGGAUCGGAGUUUCCUAUAAAGGGAUAAAUCGGCACAGUGGGAGCGCCGAUGGAAAACUGGGCUGCAAUUCCAAAUCGUGGAGUAUAAACCUUUGCAACGGCCAUUGUACAUUUCAGCACAAUAAAACCAAGCUGGAGAUCCCAUCUCCCAUUUCUGCCAGGAUAGGAGUGUACGUGGACCACAAGGCAGGGAUUCUAGCCUUCUACUGCAUUUCUCCAAGAAGGGACACAAUGAACUUGCUGCACAGGAUAUUCACAACGUUCUCUCAUCCUCUGUAUCCCGGAUUUUGGCUUGGGCCUGGUUCCACACUCAAGCUGUGCUCCAUCCUUAAAUUUUCAGCUUAGGGAAUGGGCAGAGCCACACAUGCAUUUCAAGUGGACUUCUUGUAGAUCUUCCAUUUCUAAUAACCAGUAUGAUUGAAAAGCUUAUUUAGUAUCUCUAGAUCUGUAUUGAUCUAGAGAUGUAUGAAGUAUUUAAAAGUUUGGUUACUAGUUUGUAACACCCCAACAGAUGGCAGCACAAGGCUGCACACACAGUCACAGGGAGCACCGACUUUUUUAAGUGUGUGCACCAAAAGAUAUCAUCCUGUGUACAUCAGGAGCUGUGCAAACUGUGCCAUUGCAUCGUGGACAGUAUGAUGGAUCAGCAAACCGGAUGCUCCACGACGAUAAUGCAGUCACGAGCUCUCCUCACACGCAGGUUUCUUGCCCAAAACACGAUCUCAAUUCUGCACCCACCCAACUUACCAGAUUUGGCUCCUGCAGACCUCGCCCUCCUCCUGAAGAUGAAGAUUCAGCACUAAGGUCGAAGUUUUGCCACCAUUUUCGAAAUAAUGACUUCCAGGACACAUUCCAGAAGCGGCAGGAGCGUUGAAAGUGCUGUAUUGCUGUGCAAGGGGACUAUUUUGAAGGUGAUAGUGUGUAAACAUAAAUAUGUGUAUCAUGUAAACUAUUUCCUGCUUUAGAUAACUUCACAUGAACAGCCUUAAGGUGGCUGUGGAGCUUUAUAGUCAAAACCAUGAAGAUAAAUUUGGACUGUAACUAAUACAGUCUGCUACAAUCGCUUAGGGUUGCAGUUGCCAUGUACAGUAACCAAUUGAUCAAGUAGGAAUAGACUUUCUUUGUCACCCAGAUGGGAACAGCUCCCUCUGGAGUCUGGUUCCUCUCAAUGUUUCUUCCUCGUACCGUCUCAGGCAGUUUGCUACUGGUUCACUCAAUAGGGAUAAAUGUAUAGGAACAAAUUGACGAUGAAAAAAAAUA
This is a messenger RNA of Silurus meridionalis, 4253 nucleotides long. Its product is annotated as E3 ubiquitin/ISG15 ligase TRIM25-like. The transcript is spliced from 15 exons. The coding region runs from base 114 to 3338 and encodes 1074 amino acids. The record is from RefSeq and is a predicted model, not a curated record. NCBI's taxonomy places the organism in Eukaryota, Metazoa, Chordata, Actinopteri, Siluriformes, Siluridae. Gene Ontology annotation, molecular function: zinc ion binding; protein binding.